AUGGCAAAGUUUAACCUAUUGUGUUCCCUUAUUUUAGUGUUAGUUUUAAAUAAAGGUUUAGUGUAUAAUCAAAGUGUUCAGACUGAGACGUGUCCUGAUAUAUUUACCCGUGAUGGGUCUAGAAUUUACGGGACAAUCGUGCUGAGAGGAACAAAUCCAGUGUCGCAAUUAGAACUACAAGCCAGUUUUUCGGUUGUAGGAUAUCUCACUGAUUAUGGCCGGAUAGAGAUAGAGAAUCCAAUGUACGCGCUUCAGAACUACAACCGAGGACUUCCAAUACAAUAUCGGGUGUACCUACCCGUUGAAGUUGACGUUGACGUUUCGUCACAAAUCCCCAUAGUUACAGAAAUCACGGUCAAUGGGAAACCAAUAUGCAAUGGGCCUAAACUGAUACCUCGGCAGAACCAGGUUAUCACGAACUUCAAUUUGAAACAGACUUCAUACCUAAAGAGAACAGGAGAACAGUUUGGUGUUGGGCGGCCGCAGCUAAAUCAGAAUGAUCAAUUAGGCGGUUCAUUAGUUGACGUUCAAGAAACACCUAUCAGAGGAACGGACGAAGAUCUUUUGAAUUCAUUAUUUAACUUUCAGAGAAAUCCGGCGGUGCAAGAAAUACCUGUGACACGACCAGCAAGACCCUUAUCAUCAUUAAGACCAUUGACACCUCAAAAAGCUGAUCCUGAGUCGUACAUUCCUUAUUUUCCACGAGAGGAAACUACUGAACCCCCCCAACCAGUUACCACACCAAGACUUACCCAAAGACAGCCAGAACUUGACUCCAGUAUUGAAUGCGGUACGCGGUCCAGCGGGAACGAUAGGCUUGCACUCGUCUACAAUGGGAGAAACUACAUGAGAGGUGACCUGCCAUGGCUGGUAGCUAUUUACAGGAAAAAAGGAAACAGUCUUAGUUUCAUAUGUGGUGGCACUCUUGUCUCGAAUAGACAUGUUGUCACUGCUGCCCACUGCAUGCGGCAUGGCAAUGAAAGGACUGAAAUUAAUGAUAUUGUAGUGAAAGUCGGUGUUCAUAGACUUGACGAUUGGGGCGAUGAGAUUACUGUCACCAGGACUCUCAUUGACGCAAAAAUACAUGAAUCGUUUAACGCUACUUCGCUUCAAAAUGAUAUCCUCGUGCUGACUUUUACUAAGCAAGUCAAAUUCAACGCGUUCAUUAGACCAGCCUGUUUGUGGAAUGGUGACUCUUCUCUCGAGCACAUCGUAGGGGCUUCUGGAACUGUCGCAGGUUGGGGUGCCCAGAUAAAUCAAGGUGCUGGAAUCGGUGAGCCGCAACUAGUAAACGUGCCAAUUGUCCGAAUGGAAACAUGUCGAUCCAGCAAUAUAGCAUUCUACAAAAUCACCUCUGAUAAGAGUUUUUGCGCAGGAGAUCGUAGAGGCUCGGGUCCUUGUAGUGGAGACUCCGGUGGCGGCUUUUACCUUUUAGACGGAGGCAAAUGGAGACUCAGAGGCAUUGUCUCCUUCUCACUUCGAGCCCAAGAUGGCUCGUGUGACCUAAAAGACUACGUAGUAUUCACCGACACAGCAAAAUACCUACCUUGGAUCAGACAAGUCUUAUCAAAGGAGUAUUUUGAUUAA
Molecule: messenger RNA, 1587 nt
Organism: Arctia plantaginis
Lineage: Eukaryota; Metazoa; Arthropoda; Insecta; Lepidoptera; Erebidae
Source: the annotation of a GenBank genome assembly